AUGAAGAUGCUGCACUUGGCUCUGAUUCUGCCCUCGCUGUCCGGUGUUCUCACUCAGGACAGUGGAUGGCGUGUGAAUUAUCCUGAUAAUCCGAUCUGUGCUGUGAGAGGAUUCAGUGUCUCCAUUCCCUGUAGUUAUUAUUAUCCAACAUCAAAUCCCAACAUUCAGGUGACACAAAUGCUUUGGUGCUCAAUGAACAACAACAUAGAAAAGUGUACAGACCCUCCGUAUGUUUAUAACAGCUCAUCAAACACCAACUCGGACUUUGAGUACGUUGGAGACGACAAAUCAAACUGCACUUUGUUAAUCCACAAUGUACAGUUCAGUUAUUCUGGAGAGUACAAAUUCAGAUUUAUAACUGAUGUGACCGGUGGCAGGUGGACAGGUGAUCGUGGAGUGACUCUACAAGUUUCAGAUUUAAAGGUGUCACUAAUCAGGCUCAGUGGAAACGGAACCCUUAAACAAGAAGACUCGUUAAAUCUGACGUGUGAUGUGAACUGCACACACAGUUCCUCACAGUUUGUGUGGUCUAAGAGCAACGAGCAGUUAAACACAUCAGGACCCGUUCUUCACUUUCCUGCUCUAACCGUGGGGGAUUCUGGGAAUUACACCUGCACUUGGAAAACCAACGAGACGUCAGGAUCUAAAACCAUCAGCCUUCAGGUCGAGGGGUACAUUCCUGAACCUGAUCGUUCGUCGUUCUGGAUGAUUGUUGGUGUGACAGCUGGAGUGAGUAUCACCAUCUCAGUCUUCUUAGGAGCUGUGAUUUUCAGCCGGAGAAACAGGUCUCUGCCUGAGAGCCGGAGUGUCCACACUGAGCAGCAGAAGGAGGACAACUCUCAGGUCUAUGCUAAUGUCAAGCAGGUGGAAGAAGAUUCUGAACUCUAUGCUAAUGUAUAA
Messenger RNA from Clarias gariepinus (North African catfish), 900 nucleotides. RefSeq lists its product as uncharacterized. The record is from RefSeq and is a predicted model, not a curated record. NCBI's taxonomy places the organism in Eukaryota, Metazoa, Chordata, Actinopteri, Siluriformes, Clariidae. Bases 1 to 900 code for a protein of 299 amino acids. The transcript is spliced from 5 exons.